Setaria italica (foxtail millet) is the source of this 1006-nucleotide messenger RNA. Its product is annotated as transcription initiation factor IIB. Gene Ontology annotation, biological process: transcription preinitiation complex assembly; DNA-templated transcription initiation. NCBI's taxonomy places the organism in Eukaryota, Viridiplantae, Streptophyta, Magnoliopsida, Poales, Poaceae. The transcript has a single exon. Bases 16 to 834 code for a protein of 272 amino acids. Gene Ontology annotation, molecular function: TBP-class protein binding. Gene Ontology annotation, cellular component: transcription preinitiation complex; nucleus. The record is from RefSeq and is a predicted model, not a curated record.
CCGCCGCCGGGGGCAAUGGAGGGACCAUCAGCAUCCGGCCGCGGCCUCAAGAGGUUGCGCGGCACCGUGACCCUCUCGCUCAAGACGCCGGGGGAACAACCCGCCGCGGCCUCCUCGCCGGUGGGCGAGGAGGAGGAGCAGCAGCCGGCCGCGGCGUGCGGGGCGACGAUGAUGCGCGGGCCCGUGCAGACCGGCAAGAAGGCGGCGUCCGAGGGGUGCCGGGCCAUCGCCGACAUGGCGGCCCGGCUCGGGGUCGCGCCCGGGGUGCGGGACCGCGCCCUGGAGAUGUUCCGCCGGAUGGAGGAGGUCAAGGGCCGUGCGCACCACUACUACACCAAGGGCGCCGGCAGGAGCGGCGACGCGCUCUACGCCGCGUGCCUCUACCUGGCGUGCCGCUCCGCGGGGGCGCCGCGGACGUUCAAGGAGCUCGCGGCGGCGACGCGUGACGGCGCGGCGGCGAGGAAGGACAUCGGCAGGCUCAUCACGCUCAUCAGGACGCGACUCGGGGACGAGGCCGGCGGGGAGGCCAUGGACAUCGGCGUCGUGCGCGCCGCCGACUACAUGGAGCGCUUCGGCUCGAUGCUCGGGAUGGGGGAGGGCGAGGUGCGCGCCGUGCAGGAGGCGGCGCGGAGGAUGCAGGACCACCUCGACGUGCGCCACAACCCGGACUCCACCGCCGCCGCCAUCAUCUACAUGGCCAUGGAGCGCCGCUCUCCCGGCGCCGGGACCAGAAAGUCCAUCCGGGACGUCUCCGUGGCCACCGGUGUCGCCGACAACACCAUCAAGCAGGCGUACAGGGAACUCUACCAGCACGCCCACCUGCUCUUCGACUGAUUGGAUUGUUGUGUUCCUUGUAAACAUUGCCUUGUACGUACCUAGCAGUAUGGAUCAUUCAUCCCUUUCGUGAUAGCUGAUCUGUCAAUUUAGUUAUGUUCUUUUUAGUAGCCGAACAUGGAAAUCACCUUUGUUCGUAGGUUCAACCGUUGUCAAAUAUUCACUGAUACAA